Morchella sextelata is the source of this 1272-nucleotide messenger RNA. RefSeq lists its product as uncharacterized. The transcript has 3 exons. Gene Ontology annotation, molecular function: zinc ion transmembrane transporter activity. Gene Ontology annotation, cellular component: membrane. The record is from RefSeq and is a predicted model, not a curated record. Lineage: Eukaryota; Fungi; Ascomycota; Pezizomycetes; Pezizales; Morchellaceae. Gene Ontology annotation, biological process: zinc ion transmembrane transport. The coding region runs from base 1 to 1272 and encodes 423 amino acids.
AUGGCCUCCUCCGACGACAAAACCGGGUGGAUUCUCGCCUGCGCGAGCGGGCUAGCCUGUGUUGUUGGCUCGUCGAUAAUCUGCCUGGACCUUAUCACGCGGCAAGUUCCGCGCUGGAAGCACUUCAGUAUCAGGGAGUCGACGACGUUCCUGUCGGCGUCGCUGUCGCUGUCGUUUGGUGUUAUGUUCUACAGCGCCCUCUACGGCAUGCUGCCCAAAGCCCACAGCUACUUCCUCGCCACCACAUCCAGCACGACAGCCGCCUACGCCACAAUCGGCUCCUUCCUCGCCGGCGUCGCCGGCCUCCAGAUCGUCUCCGACACACUGCACCACCUGCUGCCCAGCAGCAUCGUCAACUGCGAGGAACACGCCUCCGAGGCCAAGCCCAAACCGCUGCCGCUGCCGCUGCCGCCGCACGAUCUCGAGUCGGGUGAUGCCGCCGAAACGACGCCGCUGCUCACAGGGCCGCCAACGCUGGUGAGGAAGCCCAGUAUCAAGCAGAAGCUGAGCGGCUUCGUCAAGUGCAGGGGCGACGGAACGUGCUACGGCUUUACAGACCACGUGUGUCAGCAGCGCUGCGACCCCGUGAUGCUGCUCGCCUCCGACGGCGACGACCUGCUGCCCCCCCCGCCCGCACCUGCGCCGGCCCCCCCCGCUUCCAGCAGCACCCCCGCCCUCGCCACACCGCACCAGCACGCACACCUGCCGCCCCUCCCGCAGGGCACGCACUCGCACGCCCACAUCUCGCCGGAAACGGACAAGCGCGGGCACCACCACGUCGCGAAAAACAAGUUCCUGAGCAUCGGCGUGCAGACGUCGCUCGCCAUCGCGCUGCACAAGAUCCCCGAGGGCUUCAUCACGUACGCCACCAACCAUGCCAGCCCGGCGCUGGGCUUCAGCGUGUUCCUCGCCCUGUUCAUCCAUAACAUCGCGGAGGGGUUCAUUAUGUCGCUGCCGCUGUUCCUGGCGCUGCGCAGCCGCGGGAAGGCGGUGCUGUGGGCGUCGGUGCUGGGGGGGCUGGCGCAGCCGCUGGGGGCCGGGUUGGCGGCCGUGGUGAUGCGGGGGGGUAGGGGGGAGGGGGACGGGGAGGUGGGCGGCGUGGGGUAUGGCGUGCUGUUUGCGAGUACGGCGGGGAUUAUGGCGAGUGUGGGCGUGACGCUGUUUAGUCAGGCGGUGGCGCUGAAGCAUGGGAGUCGUGUGCCGUUUGUGUUUGGGUUUGUGGGCAUGGGGCUGUUGGGCGUGAGCUUUGCGCUGACGGCGGAGCGUGAGUGA